AGAGCCAGCGAAGUGCGGGCGGCGAUGAGAGCCAAAGUUGCGCUCCGUUCGGCGUCGGGGGCUUGAGGCGGCUCGUUGCUCUGCCAGUCUGGGCCCCCUUUAGCCUCAACUCGCACCAGCGGAUCCCGCGCGCUCGCCCGCCCGGCCCGGCGCCCACCUGCGCCCCCUGCCCGCGGCCCGUCGCCCGCGCCUCGCGAGCCGGGGUCCCCGUCACUUUGGCCCGGCCCCGGGCCCCGCCGAUGCCGGCCAUGGUGGAGAAGGGCCCCGAGGUCUCAGGGAAGAGGCGAGGGAGGAACACGGCAUCCGCCGCAGCCUCGGCCGCCGCCGCCUCGGCCGCCUCGGCCGCCGCCUCAGCCGCCGCCUCGGCCGGCACCGCCUCCGCCUCGGCCGCCGCCACCGCCUCGGCCGCCGCCGCCCCCAAUAAUGGCCAGAAUAAAAGUUUGGCGGCGGCGGCUCCCAACGGGAACAGCGGCAGCAACUCUUGGGAGGAAGGCAGCUCGGGCUCGUCCAGCGACGAGGAGCACGGUGGCGGUGGCAUGCGGGUGGGACCCCAGUACCAAGCCGCGGUGCCCGACUUCGACCCUGCCAAACUGGCAAGGCGCAGUCAAGAACGAGACAAUCUUGGCAUGUUGGUCUGGUCACCUAAUCAGAGUCUUUCUGAAGCAAAACUGGACGAGUACAUCGCUAUUGCCAAAGAGAAGCACGGGUACAACAUGGAGCAGGCUCUUGGGAUGCUCUUUUGGCAUAAGCAUAACAUCGAGAAAUCACUGGCCGACUUGCCCAACUUCACCCCCUUUCCCGAUGAGUGGACGGUAGAAGACAAAGUCUUAUUUGAGCAAGCCUUUAGUUUCCAUGGGAAGACUUUUCAUAGAAUCCAGCAAAUGCUUCCCGAUAAAUCCAUAGCCAGCUUGGUGAAGUUUUACUACUCUUGGAAGAAAACCAGAACUAAAACCAGUGUGAUGGACCGUCACGCUCGGAAACAAAAGCGUGAGCGAGAAGAAAGUGAGGACGAACUGGAAGAACCAAACGGCAGUAAUCCCGUCGACAUCGACAUCGACCCAAACAGAGAAAGCAAAAAGGAGGUACCCCCUACUGAGACAGUUCCUCAGGUCAAAAAAGAAAAACAUAGCACACAAGCUAAAAAUAGAGCAAAAAGGAAACCUCCAAAAGGCAUGUUUCUUUCUCAAGAAGAUGUGGAGGCUGUGUCUGCUAAUGCUACUGCUGCGACCACGGUGCUGAGACAGCUGGACAUGGAGCUGGUCUCCAUCAAACGACAGAUUCAGAACAUGAAGCAGACGAACAGCGCUCUUAAAGAAAAGCUCGCUGGUGGGAUAGAGCCUUAUCGACUUCCGGAGGUUAUUCAGAAAUGUAACGCACGCUGGACAACAGAAGAGCAGCUUCUCGCCGUACAAGCCAUUAGGAAAUACGGGCGAGAUUUUCAGGCAAUCUCAGAUGUGAUCGGGAACAAGUCAGUUGUUCAGGUGAAAAACUUUUUUGUGAAUUACCGGCGCCGCUUCAGCAUAGAUGAAGUUUUACAGGAGUGGGAAGCCGAGCAUGGCAAAGAGGAGGCCAACGGGCCCACCAACCAGAAGCCUGCCAAGUCCCCGGAAAGCUCUGUCAAGAUCCAGGAGGAGGAAGAUGAGGCUGCUUCUGUCCUCGACGUAAGAUAUGCAUCUGCCUCAUGAAAACUAUGGGUAGCUUUGAACACUUGGUAUGGACGACAUGUUAUCCAGAUAUCAGGUAUCCCAAGACAUCACCUAGCCAUCUGCAUCACAUCUCUGUGGACAAGCAGCUAUUACCAAAAAAGGCAUACACUUCCGGUCCUCGCUACAUCUGCCUUAAUCCUUUGCUCCUUCCUCCAUGCUGGCACGACUUCCCAGAGAGCUCCGUUGCAUCUCACUCUGCCUAAGGGCUGGGGGACCCACGGCCUGCACACCUCCCUCGAGUCUGGGACCUACCCUCCAGUUGGCUCCCCCUGAGCCCCAACAAUGGCAGCUCUCCCAGGCAACAGCUUCAGAACAGGUAGUCUUGAAAGGCCCAGCUCUGUUCCUGCAUGGCCUGCAGUUUCUACUUUGUGCAUAGUGUAAUUCUCAGAAGGCCCAGUAGGCCUUCUAGAAAGAUUCUCCCCUUCUUUUCUGGGGCAGCCACCUAAAUACAAUCAUGCUUCUUUGGAAAUCACAGCCCAUCAGCAGACCACAUCGUGUAACCUCCAUCACCAAGCUUCUCAUGCAACUCCGGUCCCUAAAGAGAGGGCAGUUAUGGCUAUGGAUCAGGUGGCUUCUCUCCCCUUCUCUCUCCCCUAACUCUUUCCCUCUUCUCCUUUCCAAGUGGUAAAAGCUCACUUGCAGCAACUGUCCUUGGACAUUGUAGCUUAACGGGAGCGUGGACCUCAGCGCUUUCUGCCUUCAGCCUUCAGCAUUGGAGUCCCAGGAAGUGGGUGCGCCCAUCUCUUCUUGAUCCCCAGCCACCACCAUCACCACCCAGCUCUGAGAGAUUUGGUUCAUAUCACUGUACCUGGUGCUUGUACAUUUGGAAUUGGUGCCUUCUCCUUCUGGCAACCAUCCUAUCAGUCCUUUUUCUGUUCAAGUGUCUUAUUCAAAGUUUAUUGCUUGCCAAAGAUGACAUCAUUGAGGUGUAGCAGAUGGGGAGUGUCUGCAGACUUGAGUGCAGACUUUAAUGUCGGGUCAGUUCAGUAAGGAUAAUAGAGAAGCCAAGGAUGCUUUUCUAGAUGCUACACAGCGUUAGCUCUCAUCCUCUUGGUGCCUGGCCAUUUUAUGUCACUCCAUGUGUCCUUUUGUGUCAUUUGUGUACUGGUGUGAUCACACGAGCACUGUCCCCUGUCUUUUAGCAGCAGAUAGGACGGAAAAGUGAUGGGUGUGUCGUUAGUGAGACCGAGAGGAAACAGAACAGCGUACCGAGUGGUGUGUGAUGCCGAGUGUUUGGACUGGGAGCGAGCAGAGAUUGCUCAUGAGUGCUCUCUUACCAGACUGUGGGCCUGCAGGGCUCGAGGAGCAGCCGGCCAGACUGGGCUCGAGCAUCCAUGGCGUCUUGAGACCGCACUAACCAUGUGGAAAUACCUUUUGUUGUUGUUUGCAGCUUUCAAUAUUUUUUCUGCUUUCAGUACCAAAAAGGAAAAAAAAAAGUAGAUGCUUUAAAGUAUUUAAGGUAUGGAUGGAGUUCUUAGGAAUUUAAAAUAUGCAAUUAAAAUUCGGUGUUUUGUCUCCUGAGCACCUCCCCCUCCCCUUUUUUAAAGUUCACUGAUUUUCUCUUUAGAAAGAGAUUCAGCUGAAUAGAAAUCUAGGCUGGGGAUAGGGUGUACAUUCUUCUUGAAGUCUGGAGAAAGGUCAUUCUGAGGUUGAGUGCUGAGGGACUCUGUCCCUCCUCUCACACCAGCCCACUGAUCGGAAGAGCCAGAGAGUCACCGUGCCAGAGGCACAGCCCACAGUCCCCGCAGGGACCAGUAACAGAGGAACACUAGUAACUUUUUUUAUGUUUUUAUCAUAAACCUGCUGUGUAGCUGAAGGGGAAGGAAAACACGGGACGAGGUCAGCCUACGCUGUGUGUAUGACUGUGUGUAUGACUCACAGGGACACUAAGGCACAUACCUGAUAGAACCCUGCUCGCUGAGCAUUUUGCAUGCCCUCCCCUCCAGUGAGCAGAGCUGUGCUCCAGGGUGGCUGCUGCAAUGGCUUCGCUCUCUCCCUGCCGGCAGCUCUGUGCCCAUCUUCCUGCCCAGGCUGUUUUCCUUAAGGUCUGCUCCGCCUCGGCAGUGCGGCUUCGGCAGUGCGGCCUCGGCAGUGCGGGCAUGGUGAUCAUCUGGGAUGGUGAGGCAAGCAGGGUGGCCAUGCCCGGCUCCAGGCACUGGGCUCAUUCUGUCUUUGUCCUGGUUAUGAGCACUGAGUGGCCUCUAGCCGUGCAGAGUCAGGUGUCGCUCGGUAUGGUUAAGACCAGAGUAGCUGACCUUGGCCUUUUCUCCAAGGAACAGAGGCGUGCUGUUUCCACAUGGCGGGGGAGAGCAUGGUCCUUGCCGGGCUGCUGCUGGAGCAGUCUCCAUGUUUUAAAGUUUUCAUGACAUAGUCCGCAGUGAUGUAAGUCCAAGAAACUGCUUAGCUUUCAAAGCCGAGGGCUCUGGUCUGCACUGUGACUGUCAUGUCAGAAGGGAGGUGCAUCCGCAGGUUAGGUUUGGAACGUGAUGCCUGCUUCUGUGGAAUGUCACUUAAGCUUUGCGAUCUUAAAAAGUAUCAAUGGGAAUGUCAUAAUUAUAUAUUUUUGUGGGAAAAUCUUCUAAAUAUAAGUUAUUGUGCAAAAUAUAGUAUCAUGGACACAAAUAAUAGUCUAACUUUAGUUUAGAGAUCCCUAAAGAUAUAAACUGUAUUGCAUAUGCAUUAAAAGUUUGUUUUAUUUAAUUUUAUGUAAACAUGUAAAGUGUUUAGGUAAUUCUUUUCCCUUGUCCAUUUAAACACCCUGUUACUUGAAUAUUGUUGACUGGUCAGCACAGUGAUCAACUCUGUAAUGUAGCUCUUCACCCAGAGGUCCCCAUGCCUCAGUCGUGCGGUCAGAUUAGUGUCACACAGUGGGUGCUGUGUCCCAGGAGCAGAGGCUCACAGCAUACCUGCUGCCUCUUUGUUUAUUUGUCAAAACAGCUUCCUAAGAAGGUUUCCACAGUUUCUGUACGACCCCCCAAUGGCGGUCACAAACCUUAAUCAAAACAACAGAAGUUUGACAAAGCUCAUGGUGGUGGACUAAUGAAGCAGGAGCUCUGUUUAUACAGUUUUCCCAGUGCUGUGUCUGAGUGAGUUCCGUGUCACUUUAAAUUCAGCUCUACCCUGCUUCGUUUUCUGACUAUGAGAUGUACUAUUGGUAAAAUUGCACACCAAAAAUAAGCCAAACAGUGCAUUACAUACACUAACUAACUGGAUCCCUGCUUUCAUGUAAGCAAAGGAAAGACACGUCUCACGUCCGUCCUGUUGUACACCUAGUGACCCAGGAUUCAAGUUUUUAAUAUCAAGUAAGUCUUGCCUCAGACUGACCACAGGCAGUCUGAGGUCACCUGAGUCUAAUGACCGUGUGCAAUGAAUGCCCUUUCCGCCCCUCCCUGGGUCUCAGCUUCUCCUCACUGCAGCGAAGCACAAUUGCAGGAGCGUCUCAGUCCAACAGGAAGGUCAGCAGAGUCUAUGCAUGUUGUAAAGUAAUGAGUGUUUACAGUCUCCUUCUCUAAAACGAACAUUUAUCCUGGAGUGGAUAGCAUUCCAUUAUGUAGACUUAAAACUUUGCUAAGUGCUUUUUAGAUUGCUUAAAAUUUUUUCAAGAUUUUAAAAGAUGUAUAAGGUUAAGUUUGCAAAUAUAACGGAAAUGCUGUAUAUCUUUUGAAGUGAUAAAAUCCAUGUUAAAAUUUUAAAGAAGACAUGUUGUAAUAACGCUGUUGUAAGUAACAUUUCCAUGCCUCUCUUUGCUUGUUUUCGUGCAAGUGUCCAUAGCAUUAUAACUGCUUAGCCAUUGAGUUAUUAUAACAUUUGUUAGUGGAGAUUGGGAAAUCUAUUUGUGAAAUUCUGCAGAAUUCAUUUUUCUAUUUCCAAUAUUUGCUGAAGUUAAAUAAAAAUUUUCAAGCCAUUGAUGUAAUAAAAUAUGAAACAAAACAA
Rattus norvegicus (Norway rat) is the source of this 5639-nucleotide messenger RNA. It is a transcript of the gene Rcor1, whose product is annotated as REST corepressor 1. The coding region runs from base 240 to 1685 and encodes 481 amino acids. Gene Ontology annotation, cellular component: nucleoplasm; DNA repair complex; histone methyltransferase complex. Gene Ontology annotation, biological process: erythrocyte differentiation; positive regulation of megakaryocyte differentiation; negative regulation of DNA-templated transcription. NCBI's taxonomy places the organism in Eukaryota, Metazoa, Chordata, Mammalia, Rodentia, Muridae. The transcript has 12 exons. Gene Ontology annotation, molecular function: ice binding; transcription corepressor activity; antifreeze activity. The record is from RefSeq and is marked validated.